This is a messenger RNA of Myxocyprinus asiaticus (Chinese sucker), 3305 nucleotides long. RefSeq names its product C1q and TNF related 6b (gene c1qtnf6b). The transcript has 3 exons. Gene Ontology annotation, molecular function: protein binding. The record is from RefSeq and is a predicted model, not a curated record. Lineage: Eukaryota; Metazoa; Chordata; Actinopteri; Cypriniformes; Catostomidae. The coding region runs from base 85 to 822 and encodes 245 amino acids.
AGAGUGAGAGUGAGAGAGAGUGAGUUCUGGUUCAGCUCAUCCACACAAGUAUUUGAAGGUGGUCGAGGACACAGCGGUGAAAUCAUGUUUGGUGUAUUUGUACCUGUGCUGUUGCUGCUGCUCCCAGUGGCAUCUGUCUCCUCCCCCUCCAGACCGCCGCCCAGAUACUGCCGCAGAUGCUGCGAUCAUCUGGACCUGCCCAUAAACCCCGCCUCCCCGCCGGCAGCCUAUCAGACUCCUGAGAUCCGCACUGUCAUUAACAUGACCAUCCUGAAAGGUGAGAAAGGAGACCGUGGUGACCGAGGAACUCCUGGGAAAGCCGGAGUUGACGGUCCCCCAGGAUUCAGAGGUGUGACGGGGCCCAAAGGCAGUAAAGGGGAAAGCGGCGCCCCUGGAGACCCCUGCAAAAUCCAGCAGUCGUUGUUCUCCGUGGGACGACGCAAAGCUCUACACAGCGCCGAUUAUUACCAGACCCUGGUCUUCGACACGGUCUUUGUGAAUCUGGGCGAACACUUCAACAUGUUUAAAGGGAAAUUCUACUGUUUUGUAGCGGGAGUUUAUUUCUUUAACAUCAACAUUCACACCUGGAACUUCAAGGAGACGUACCUGCACCUGAUGCACAAUGACCGCGCGCAGGUGAUCCUGUACGCGCAACCCAGCGACCGCUCCAUUAUGCAGAGUCAGAGCGUCAUGCUGCCGUUAGAACUCAACGACGAGGUGUGGGUGCGACUCUACAAACGCGAGCGGGACAACGCCAUUUAUAGCGACAAUGCGGACAUUUACAUCACCUUCAAUGGACACCUGGUGGCACCUAAAGUGUAGAAGGACAAAUCACAGUCUUGAACAACAGCCUGUGAAGAUUUGUGGAACACGUGUAAUUGUAAUCAUUUGAGAACUCUGCUGGUGUACCUUCACCUCAUUGGGAAGAAAUGCUCAUACAUGUAACACGAAAAGCUCAGAUUGUCCUUGAAAGGUUGUUUAAAGACAUUUGACAGUGUUUUAUUUGAGCUGCUGAGCAGCCUGUAGAUGAACAGUAAACAAAACUUUUACUCAAAUGUUCUAGUAGAUUAUUCUAGUCAACUGGACGAGUUUCUCAGUCCCUUUAUCAUCUUCUAGAACAUCCUGCACUGAAUUGGACAGAACAUUUACUUUCAACAUCAUUCAGAAAGAAAAACUCAAUUUUGAUAAAGUGACAUUUAAUAAGUAAUAAAUAAAAAAAAUAAAAAAAAUGACCUAAUAAUUAAAUGAGUGAAAUUAACCAUAAAAAAAAAAAAAGGCUUGGUUUUCUUUUUGAAACCAUAGCCUAUACUUAUUUAGAAACAUUUCUUUGCUGCUUGCAUUUAUUUUUUUAAAGUAUAUUUUUUUCUCCAACUCUGCUUAUCGUUUUUCCAUCAGAAGUGCUUGACUUGGGGUGAAAGGUUCAUGGAAAGACGCAGUUUGCGUUUGAUUUUCUCAGAAAAAAUGUAUGCCUUCAAACGUGAGUGUUGGACAGUUUGUUAUUUGAUAUGAGCUCUAUAAUUUAGCUUUCAUAAUUUAGUAUAGGCAUCGGUAAAUCACGUUCAGUUGAUACCCUGAUAGCACACGUGCGUCUCCGAGAUGUCUGUUUAAGAGCGUUUCAUCUGGAAAGCAUCGCAUUUUAAUUAACAUCUGCUAAACAUCUUAAAAAGAUCUGAUUUACAAACAUUCCAAAUCAUAAACAUCUCAAACACAUCUGCUGAAUGUCUUAUUGACAUCUGAGAGGAAACGUCAAAUAGAUGUAUUGCAGAUGAGCAAACAACCUGAAAACUAUGUCUUCCAGAUGUGAACACAUAUCAGAUAGACGUCUGGGAGAUGAACGUGUGCUGUCAGGGUAACGUACGGUCAAUGCUAAUGCUGUUAAAUCCAUAAAUAAACACAUCGCGGGCAGCUGCGUACACAGUACAGUACAAAGGGGAAAAAAGAGUAAAACUUCUACACUCAUAUCAGACCAUUUUUAUUGACUUCUUGAACUGUUUGAUUCACAAAAUAGCGUCAUAUGACAGCAAGUCCUCACUUUCUUUGCGAUGCUAUUGUGCUUGCUAAAUCAAGAUUUUACGACGUGAAUCCACUUAAUUCAUAAAAACAAUUUCUUUACUGUUCCCCAUAGAUAUCAACAGCAUUUACUAGCGAGUCUGGUGUCUACCUUACACGGCGUUUUCUUGGGAUUGAACAUGUACACGCCCCCUAUUUACAAAUGUUUGUAAUUCACUAACAUCCACACAUAAUCUGGGGAGUACAAAGCGUUUGUGAAUCUGGCGGAAAGUUUUGGAAGAUCCAUUUUACACUUAAAUUACUCCGAAUUUACACAUAUAAAUUUACGUAAGUUUCAUGAAUGAGGCCCACCGUACGAAUAAAGCAGUGUUUUCAUCCCAUAUGUUUAAGUGAACAAAAUCUUCACGUGCGGGGAAAUUGGCACAAAAUAUCAAUGGAAACAGAAGUUGAAGUUUUAUUAAAUGUAAUGAAUUACUUACAGACAAAACGCUCUGAUGAACUUCAUGUUUGCUAGCGUUCAGCGGCAGAAGUGAAAGCGUGUCACACAGUUCUGGGAGGAUAUAAUAGACAAUCAUUUUAAUGACUGAUUUUGACAUUCCAGAAUAACCAGAGCAAUUUUUCAGAUGCUAUGCUAGGAUAUUGAUGACAAUCUGUAAGUGAAUUUCCAUGAGUGCCUCUUAGACCAAGAUAUGUUUUGUGUCUAAGUAUCACAAUUAUCGAGAAAACAGUAAAACACCACGGCAAGUGAAUUUAAAGUACAGUAGGUAAAGUAUGGAAUAUAUGAAUAAACUGGCAGUCUGUAUUUGAACUGAAUGUUUUCUAGAAUCACUGGUGGACGUCAUCUAUGGCAGCUGCUUUGAGUGAUUUAGUGUUUGUCCUCUAAAGACUAUCAUUAUCUCUGUCGAUCUGGUCUCACAAAUAGUUUACAGCUGUAAUUUGACAAAAUCCAGGUUUUAGUUUCCCUGUUUGUGUUUUAUGGGACCUCAAGAGGAAUUGUGUACAUCUGUUUGAUUCACUCUUAAACUCUAAUCUAAAACUGAACAAUUUCAUGAAGUUGGGACACUUUGUGUUGUUGUAUUCUUCAUCAGGUGCGCUAAAUGACCACAUACUGUAUAUUCAAUGUUUCUUUGAUGCUGUUUCCAUUAACUGGUGCUAUAUUGUAUGUUUACACAGAAGUGUGCACUAUUUGCAGGGAAACAUAUAUAUUUCUUGUACUUUUCUUGUUUUGUUUUUUUUAUCUAUCUUUUAAAGUUUUUGUUUAUAAUGUUUACAUUAAAUCCAGCAACAAGACCAGU